This is a messenger RNA of Nezara viridula (southern green stink bug), 545 nucleotides long. NCBI's taxonomy places the organism in Eukaryota, Metazoa, Arthropoda, Insecta, Hemiptera, Pentatomidae. The record is from the annotation of a GenBank genome assembly.
UCAAUAUUCCUUUGUUUUAUCUUUUUUCUGAUAUCAGCAGUCACAUUGAACCAACAAGUAGUCCCAGUGCAGAUCAUCUGUACAUUGGAAUAAUUAUCAUUUUGAAAUUAAAAUAUAACCUAAAUUUUUAAAUCUAUGUGACACUAUUUCAUCACAAUGACUUGCUCUGCAACAAUCUUGAUUGUAGGAAGUUUGGCAGUUUUGAUCGCGGCAUCAGCUGUAGUUGUAUGUGAAAAAAUUACUGCAAGCUGGAAGGAUAAAAAGAAAAAUGAUAAACAACAGAAGUCGGCGGAAAAGGAGGAAAAAAAAGAAGAUAAAAAAGAAAGUAAAAAAGAUAAAUAGGAUAUCAAAAAAAUAAUACAUACCGAAUUUUCGUUAUAACAUACCCUGGGGAUUUGGAGAAAAUAAUCAAGGGUCUCGCAACUGUAAAGAUGCAAAUAUUUACGAUGAUGGGAAAGAACUUCCAUUCCAUUCCUGUACUCUCAUUCUUCCGCAAAAUCAGGUAUACUUAAGCCUCCAGUAACUGAAUAAAGUAUGUCAGGACC